AUGGGGCCAAUGUUUGGAGACUGGCCUUCUUUUGAUCCUACGAACUUCAGCCAAGUUCGACCAUCUGAUCCUUCAAGUCCCUCGAGAAUGACGCCUGUCACAUACUGUCCUACUCAUGAUAGGUGCCUCCCACCACCUAACCAAGCUGAGAUCCAAGAGGCCUGCAUCAGAAAAUUUAACCAGUCAAGGAUUAAAGCAACCGAGAAUUUCAACUGCAGAAUCUCCCUUUUGACACUGUCAAAAGCUGCUCAUAAUUCUCGGACUUCAGAUUCUCUCUCUCAAAAGAGUCAAAAUCAAACAUCCAAAACCAACCAGAAAUUAACCGCCGCUUGUUGCCCACAGCUCCGCCGAGAGCUGACCAUUGACCACCACACUCACACUCUGAAAGAGAGAGGUUAA
Molecule: messenger RNA, 399 nt
Organism: Oldenlandia corymbosa var. corymbosa
Lineage: Eukaryota; Viridiplantae; Streptophyta; Magnoliopsida; Gentianales; Rubiaceae
Source: the annotation of a GenBank genome assembly